AUGUGUGGCAGCUACUACUACGGAGGCUCUGGCUACGGAGGCUGCGGUUACGGAGGCUCUGGCUAUGGAGGCUGCGGUUACGGAGGCUGCGGUUACGGAGGCUGUGGUUACGGAGGCCGCGGUUACGGAGGCCGCGGUUACGGAGGCUGUGGUUAUGGAGGCUCUGGCUACGGAGGCUGCGGUUACGGAAGCUGCGGUUACGGAGGCCGCGGUUACGGAGGCUGCGGUUACGGAGGCCGCGGUUACGGAGGCUGCGGCUACGGAGGCCAGGGCUGUGGCUAUGGCUCCAGCUAUGGCUGUGGCUUCCGCAAACUGGGCUGUGGCUACGGAUACGGCUCCCGCUCUCUCUUCCCCAUCUUCUGGGAUUAUUUUGUACAACAGUACUCUAUUUCUCUUCAGCAACGAAGAAAUGACUCUCUAGUUGCUGGGGAUGUUACAGGCAGAAGUAUGGGAUAUUUUACCAAGAACCUGUUUGUUAAAGAAAAUCUAGUAGAUUCCAUGAAAAGAACAACCUCAACAACCAACACCAUGUGUGGCAGCUACUACGGAGGCUCUGGCUACAGGGGCUGCGGCUACGGAGGCCAGGGCUGUGGCUAUCGCUCCAGCUAUGGCUGUGGCUUCCGCAAACUGAGCUGUGGCUCUGGCUGUGGCUAUGGCUAUGGCUCCCGCUCUCUCUGUGGCUAUGGAUGUGGAUCUGGCUGUGGCUACGGCUAUGGCUCCCGCUCUCUCUGUGGCUAUGGAUGUGGAUCUGGCUGUGGCUACGGCUAUGGCUCCCACUCUCUCUGUGGCUAUGGAUGUGGAUCUGGCUGUGGCUCUGGCUUUGGCUGCUACUAA
Messenger RNA from Mirounga angustirostris (Northern elephant seal), 834 nucleotides. Its product is annotated as loricrin-like. The transcript has 4 exons. Gene Ontology annotation, biological process: keratinization. Lineage: Eukaryota; Metazoa; Chordata; Mammalia; Carnivora; Phocidae. The record is from RefSeq and is a predicted model, not a curated record. Bases 1 to 834 code for a protein of 277 amino acids.